Aethalodelphis obliquidens (Pacific white-sided dolphin) is the source of this 1638-nucleotide messenger RNA. It is a transcript of the gene YOD1, whose product is annotated as YOD1 deubiquitinase. Gene Ontology annotation, cellular component: nucleus; cytosol. The record is from RefSeq and is a predicted model, not a curated record. Gene Ontology annotation, biological process: endoplasmic reticulum unfolded protein response; protein deubiquitination; ERAD pathway. The transcript has 2 exons. NCBI's taxonomy places the organism in Eukaryota, Metazoa, Chordata, Mammalia, Artiodactyla, Delphinidae. Gene Ontology annotation, molecular function: cysteine-type deubiquitinase activity. The coding region runs from base 418 to 1464 and encodes 348 amino acids.
GUUUGCUGCAGCCAUGAGUCUAGCCACGAGUAUUUGUUUGUCUUUGACUGGUCAUUUGAGUCACAGACCAUUCUUGGCAUUCGUUUGCAUUCCGAACUAUGAUUCUGUUUCUCCCGGUGUAGUUUGGAAGCCCCAAUUUAAUCAUUUCCGACCUAAUUGCAAGGAUACAUUCCACUGUAUUCGAUUCAGGAACUCCUUCCGCCGCUCUCUUCCCUUAAGCUUAUAUGCUUCCGACGCGGAGGGUACCUCACUCGCUCUACAGGUAGCAAGACCAGUCGUACGUUAGGAAUACGGGUAAAUCUUCAUCCUUUGCCUCCUGAAGGGGGUGAUGGUGAGAGUCAGUUAUCACUUUAAGAGUGUGCUAAAACAGAAGCCGCAGAGUAUCGCGAGAACUGUUACAACCAGCGACAUCUCGCGAUGUUUGGACCGGCAAAGGGUGGCUAUUUUGGAGUCCACCCGCCGGCUUUUUACCCCGGCGGCGUCUGCCAACCUGCUGCCGGGACCAAAGCUGGCCCCACGGGUGUCUGGUCUGUGGGCGGCCGGACCGACACGAUGUGGCGGCUCCGCUGCAAGGCCAAGGAUGGCACCCAUGUUUUGCAGGGGUUGUCCAGCCGGACCCGGAUGCGGGAACUCCAGGGCCAAAUUGCCGCCAUCACCGGGAUCGCCCCCGGCUGUCAGCGAAUCCUCGUAGGAUACCCGCCCGAGUGCCUGGACCUCAGCAACGGGGAUACCAUUCUGGAGGAUUUGCCCAUUCAGUCAGGCGACAUGCUGAUUGUUGAAGAAGACCAAACCAGGCCCAAAAUGUCACCUGCAUUUACAAAACAUGGUGCUCCUAGUUACAUCAGGGAAACUUUGCCUGUGCUUACUAGAGCGGUGGUCCCAGCAGACAACUCUUGCCUCUUUACCAGUGUGUACUAUGUUGUUGAAGGAGGAGUCUUGAAUCCAGCUUGUGCCCCUGAGAUGAGACAUCUCAUAGCACAAAUUGUAGCAAGCAAUCCAGACUUCUACAGCAAGGCAAUACUGGGAAAAACAAAUCAAGAGUACUGUGACUGGAUCAAAAGGGAUGAUACUUGGGGUGGAGCUAUUGAGAUAUCCAUUUUGUCUAAGUUUUAUCAAUGCGAAAUAUGUGUGGUGGAUACACAGACAGUACGAAUUGAUCGUUUUGGGGAAGAUGCAGGAUAUACCAAAAGGGUCCUGCUUAUUUAUGAUGGCAUCCACUAUGAUCCGCUUCAGCGUGUCUUCCCCAACCCAGACACCCCUCCUCUGACCAUUUUCUCCUCUAAUGAUGAUAUUGUUCUUGUGCAAGCACUGGAAUUAGCAGAUGAAGCUAGAAGCAAGAGACAAUUUACUGAUGUAAACCGCUUCACCCUGAGAUGCAUGGUAUGUCAGAAGGGAUUAACUGGACACGCAGAAGCAAGGGACCAUGCCAAGGAGACAGGCCAUACCAACUUCGGAGAAGUGUGAUCCAUGCAUAAUGAGGAUUGACGCCUACUACCUCACAGAUCCAGAAGGUUCUGGGUUUUCCAAUAAGCUAUUCGUAACCCUAAAGAACAAAAGGACACAAUGCUUGAACCAUCCUUUUAACCUAAAGCCACUAAGACACUGAAUUCCUUGUUAAAAUUAGUGUGCAAGUUUACA